ACAGGGGAGAUAACACAGAGAGGGAAGUUUACAGUAGGAUUGUUACAGAAUGGUUGUGGUGUUGUGGAUCCUCCUAUGGGGGCCACAGAGUAAAUCAGCUUGAUCUAAGCCACGCCCCCAUGCUUUAUUCAGGGGAGUUUAUCAGCGCCUACACGCUCAAAACUCAGCAAUCCAGACUCAACAAGAGAGCAGAGAAGAAGAAAAAGCGAAUCGCAGGCUCCUCAUGCUCACAAACGCAGCAUCCCAACUGUUUCUUCUCUCCUGUGGACAUUAUUAAAACCCCGCAGCUCCGACAGGAUGGACUUCUUGGACAUGCGCUCACCUUAUGACUACACGUUUAAUUUCUGGAACGACUACCUCGGGUUGUCUACUCUUGUCGCCAAAAACAAGAUCAACAGCCCGAUCUGCAACCCGAACUCCAUCACCGAGUCUCUGAAAGCGACUCUGGGUUUGGAGGACGACUCCCCGGUUUGCUCCUGCCUGGUCGGCCAGGCCAGAGACGCGGACGGAGCCCUGGACAGCUGCUGCUGCUGCGGGGCGCCCGCGGGCUCCCCGCCGAUCUCCAUCUACGACCUGAAAGAGCGCAUCUCUCUCCUCAGACCGUACGAGCAGCUGGGGGGCGGCGAGUCCCCCUCACACGGUGGGAGCUUCGCCGCCUUCGACCUGUUCUCCGCCGAGCGACGGCGCAAGCAGACUCAGAGGGGGAAGCCGGAGCCGAAGGUGUGCGUCUUCUGCCGGAAUAACGGCGCCCCGGAGGAGGUCUACGGCACCCACAUCCUGAAAACGGCGGACGGGCGGGUCCUGUGCCCGAUACUCCGGGCGUACACCUGCCCUCUCUGCAGCGCCAACGGCGACAACGCGCACACCAUCAAGUACUGCCCGCUUUCCAAGGACCAGGCUGGCCAGAGGGUCCCCAAGGGGGCCAGGGCGUUCGGCAAAAGACUGAAGAUAUUUUAAGCAAGAGCAGGAAACAAACAAAAAACUAAAAAAAAAAAAAAAAAGAAGAAGAAGAAGCUGAAGUUGCACUGGAGUUAACAGAGAACGACUUGAAGAGAAUAUCUUUUCUAUGUUUGCUCUGAAAUGCUUUGGUCUAUAUAUCGUAACUGUAUGAGCACAUAGUUUACACCCGGACGCAUUGUGCGUCUUAGUCACCCCCCCUCCCCAGCACUCUAAAGAUAAGAACCAAAGUACUGUCCAGCCCGACCUGUGAAUGACCACUUCCAUGCUGCCAUGCGAAGUGGAAACUGACGGCCCUGUGCGUCCAGCUCACACGGAAGUGAAUAUGCAGCUCUCUCUGUUGUAGGUGAACGUCUGUCGCCCACCGGUCUGUGGACGCAGGGAGUCUGAUGCAAACACGUCCUUACAUUCAGCACAUAUUUUCCUGAGAUAAACUCACUUUUUUUUCUACCAAAGGAAUACACUUUUAUAUCGAAACUUAUACCGCGAAGUGAUUCUUUUUCUGGACUGUUUAUAUUGUUGGAUGUCUUAUAUUCUAUGUGGGUUGCAGUGAUUACAAAUUUAAGCUAAUUGUACAAAAGAGGGGGGGGGGGAAAUUAACAUGACAUGCAAUUUUUUGUGCCCAAACUAGUUCCCCUUUACGUCCAAGAAAAAUGAAAGAAUUUUUUUUUUUUUUUUUUUUUUUUAAUGUGGGUGAUAAAAAUGUGGAUUCUUGUAAAUGUAUAAAUAAUUUUAGAGAUGAAAAGCUUGACAUUCCAAAGUCUUUAAGUGUCAAUAGAAACGUUUUAUGUACUUAUUUUUACCUGAUGUGUGACUGGGGAAUAUAUUCACUGUUAAAAACCUCUGAAUAAACAUGUGAUUUGCAGAUAAGUUUGACUACAUGA
Messenger RNA from Xiphophorus maculatus (southern platyfish), 1841 nucleotides. RefSeq names its product nanos homolog 1-like. Gene Ontology annotation, molecular function: zinc ion binding; mRNA binding. The record is from RefSeq and is a predicted model, not a curated record. NCBI's taxonomy places the organism in Eukaryota, Metazoa, Chordata, Actinopteri, Cyprinodontiformes, Poeciliidae. The coding region runs from base 298 to 957 and encodes 219 amino acids. Gene Ontology annotation, biological process: negative regulation of translation; oogenesis. Gene Ontology annotation, cellular component: perinuclear region of cytoplasm. The transcript has a single exon.